Messenger RNA from Polistes dominula (European paper wasp), 1132 nucleotides. Its product is annotated as perilipin-1. Lineage: Eukaryota; Metazoa; Arthropoda; Insecta; Hymenoptera; Vespidae. The record is from RefSeq and is a predicted model, not a curated record. Gene Ontology annotation, cellular component: cytosol; lipid droplet. Gene Ontology annotation, biological process: positive regulation of triglyceride storage; lipid storage.
AUUUGCCGCGUUACGAUACCUUCUGUUCCUUCGUGACGUCACAUAGGGAGGUAGAACCACAAAGCAUCAAAUAAAGAGUAGGGAUGAGAGUUGUGGCUUCGAUCGACGUCGCGAGAGGUUGGGAUUUUUGAUAUAAACCAGGAUACUUCUUCAGGGUCGUUUAAUUCUAAAUUUAGAGACAGUAAAGUAAGGAAAGGAGAAAAUAGAAGCGGUGAAAAAGAGAGAAAAAGAAAGACCAAAAAAAAAACAAACAUAAAUAGAAGAGGACAAUUACAAUAGAACAAAUCUUUCUAAAAAUCCUUUUUUUCUUCGUGAAAGUCGCAAAGACUUUCGCAAAAUAGUGGAAAUAAAUAAACAAACUCAAUUAUUAACAGAGACAGAGAGAGAGAGAGAGAGAGAGAUAAUAAUUGUGAUAAUGAAGAGUAUGGAUAAUUCAGAAAGUUCAUUUGAGAUCAAAGAGACACCUUCAAGUAUCGUUCGCAUCGCAUAUCGUCAAUUAAGUCUUAUGACUGGCAUGAACGAUCUCGCUAAUCCAACACUAUCUAAUAACGACGAUAAGUUAAAUAAAAAAGAAGAAAAAGAAAGUUGUAUAAUUUGUACUCUACGUUUCUUUCGAUUACCGAUAUUCGUAUCGGUAAGCUCGUCGUUGUUUCAAGCAUACACAACAAUUAAAGAAUCCCAUCAGUCUGUUACCACCAUAUUUGAAAGUGUUGAAAAUGGAUUCAACAAGAGUGCCGAAUACGUUAGACCAUUGACCAAUCAGAUUCACGAUACGUUGGAAAUACCAAUAAAAACAAUCGACACGUUUGUUUGCGUUGGUUUGGAUUUUAUGGAGGAAAAAGUACCUUCCAUAAAAUCUCCGCCAUAUGAAAUUUAUCAAAAUAUCAGCAAUAACAUUAGAUUAGCUGGGUCAUCAGUAAUGAAGACAUUUUGUACUACAUUUUCCAACAUUGUGGGAUACGCGGACCGAAUAACAACAUCCAUGAAUAAAAAUGAAGAAAAGAAGGAUGAUAAGAGUAAUAACGUUAUUGAUAAUGUCAAGUGAUCGUCAAAAUUGUAAACAAUUUUUUCGACUACCUUUACUGCAGACACUUGUAAAAAAGAAACAAAGAAAAACACACGUUUAAUGUAA